Ogataea philodendri is the source of this 1284-nucleotide messenger RNA. RefSeq lists its product as uncharacterized. The coding region runs from base 1 to 1284 and encodes 427 amino acids. Gene Ontology annotation, biological process: tRNA processing. NCBI's taxonomy places the organism in Eukaryota, Fungi, Ascomycota, Pichiomycetes, Pichiales, Pichiaceae. The transcript has a single exon. The record is from RefSeq and is a predicted model, not a curated record. Gene Ontology annotation, molecular function: ATP binding; ligase activity, forming carbon-nitrogen bonds.
AUGUCUUUGGUAUCACGGUUUAAUAGUUCUGUGGCUGGGAUUCUCCCGAAACGGGCCCUUGUGGCUGUUUCUGGUGGCGUCGACUCCAUGGUGCUGCUUGAUUUGCUAAAAAAGACCGGAAUCGACGUCCACGCAAUCACCAUCGAUCAUGGGUUACGGGACCAGAGUGCGCACGAGGCGGCUCAGGUGCACCGAAUUGCAACAGAUAUGGGUGUCGAGCACCAUAUCGUCAAGAUACCCACGCCUGACGCGCCCGAAAAGUUCGAAAAAUGGGCCAGGGACUGGCGGUACUCGCUGAUCUCUCAGACGAUGGACCGCUUGGACAUUCAGAGUGUGCUGGUUGCACACCACCGCGACGACCAGCUGGAAACGUUUUUGAUGCGACUGGCCAAGAACUCGACGCUGUUCGGUCUCGCUGGAAUGCACACACGCGCGCGGUUCCCGAUAGAGCACCCAUUGACUACCAAACAGUUGAUUCGGCCGCUGCUGUCGUUUCACAAGUCGGAGCUGUACCAGUACGCCAAGGAACAGAACCUGGUUUGGUUUGAGGACGCAACGAACUCGCAACCCGUCACGUUGCGCAAUCGCAUUAGGAAAUGGCUGCGCGAUAAUAAGCUGGAUAAACAGCAUGUCGAGACGUUGCUCCACGACGUGGAGUCGGCCGUUGAACAGGUCGAAGCAGAAACCAGCCAACUCAGCCAGAUGGCAAGCGCACGAUUCUGCGACAAAACGCUCAGAAUGACUAUUCGCAUCCCACGCAAAGCGUUCUCACAGUUCUCCGCCAUGAGCAUCGAUAGAUACCUGUACGACCAGCUGUACCAAGUAUCGCCAGCAUCAAAUUACCACCACAGAUACACCACCAUCGACUCGAAGAACGCCACAGUGUUCAGCAGCGACUUCUCGCUCGCCGAGACGUUGCAGGACAAGUCAUGCCCCGAGAAAUUCAACAUGCUCAAAUGUCUCUUCCGGGUAGUCCACACUGCCCAGGACACGCAUCUGUUGGUGACACGAGCUGCCGAGAAGUACAAGCAUGUUGUUAGGUCGCGUAUGGAGAUUAGUAACGAGUGGUCAGACUGGCAACUGUUCGAUAAUAGACUCUGGAUCCGUGCAAGAGGCCAGCCAGGACAGUACAGGCUCCAGGUAGAGCCUAACGGGGUGCCGGCAGUGUACGAGAAAUCGCAAUUUCUCUGCUACCCGACAAUUGGCGGGCACUUUAAGUUAGAGUUUGAAACCAGACCGAAGAAUCACUCGUCCUCGCUUUCGCUGAUUUCGUCUAAUUUGUAA